UUAACAGUCUUGUGUGAAACACCGUCGAUGUAGUUGACAAUGAAGUUUAAAGUGAUAUUAUUUUGUGUAUUGCUUUUCUGCUCCAAAUUUGUCGAUUCGGUUCCCCAUUCCGAGGAACUAGUCAGGCAAAGAGCAUUCCAGCCAACUAACUGGCCGGCUAACAAAUAUGCAGCCGGACAGUAUGUCGAUGCAAAUUUUGCACAAACUCAAAACGAAAAUGUAUUAAAAAAUUCUGGGCUUCAACUUGAAAAUAACCAGGAAUAUUUUGCAAAUCAAGGAACACGUGGUUUUGGAAACCAGGGAUUUAACAAAGGUCUUAGUUCAUCCCUGAUUGGAAAAGAGAGGUUACUGAAUUAUGCCCCCUCUGUAGAGGAGGAAAGAGUUAACUCCUAUCCAAUAAGAUCACAUUCUUACCAAUCGAACGCACCUCAAAUCGGAUUAGACAACCAACAAUUUGGAUAUCAAAACUGGCGAGCUCAAAAUCAAUAUAAUGCCGCAAAUGUCCAAGAAGUUAUCCCUAACAAUGACAGGCCUCUAGUAACAACAGUUCAAGAACCAUACAGAGGCCCAGUUCAGUAUGUAAAGCCUCAAUUUAUUGCACCUGUGAACCGAAGACAUUAUUCAGUAAAUAGGUAUUAUCCAGCAAGGGAACAGUUGCAAUAUCCUAUCGACAAUAUUGGAUUACCGAGUUCAGUAUCUACAAAAUACGUACAAAAUUCUGCACCUAUCUCUGUGGUUCGUGAAUCUGUUCCUUACGAUAAUUAUGGAAAUGGUCAAGGUACAGCAUCUAACAAUAAUGCAGGGGUAAUAGCCAGUAAGCAAUUUUAUGAUUCUGAAUCUGCUUCUCCUUAUAAUGGAGCCCCUGAUGUUAUUUCUUCAGAAGUUUUACCAGAAGAAUCAGGAAACAGUAGCUACGAAGUUAUUCAAAACCCUCAAGCUGAUUCAGGAAAUGCUGCAGAUGUAACAACGAUCAACAACAAUUUCCAAGAUGUACCUGUAGCUGAUAGCUAUAACACUGAUAACAGACCAAGUACUCUUGUGCCCGUAGAUAAUAAAGCUGAAGCUGCUUCCAUCAUACAAAAGGUUUUAGCAGAUAAACCUCUGGUUCGCAGAUAUUCACAUAAUUAUAGGCCAGGUACUAAUUAUAAUAACUAUGCACGUGAAGGUACUUACAAUGGUGCAUCUGUAGGCCAAACGAAUACAUAUGGGAUUAACUCUGGAAAUGUAAAUAAUAAUUAUGGGUCCGGAUUGGUUCCUAACAAACAAUCACCAGUUAAUACAUAUUCUAAGGCUGCUCAAAGUGCUUCCUCACAUGUUGACGCAGCAUUGAAUCUUGGACAUAAAAAUACUGAAGCUGUGCCACAGUAUACUUCUACUACAACCGCUCCUGUAGCAACUACGAAUUCAGAAAACGAUUUUUACCGUCAGUUAACUUCAGGAAUACACCAAUAUGACUUGAAGAACAUUGCAUCGCACCCAAAAAUAAAAGAUCUUCUAGCAGUCAAUAACAAGCCUUAUGUGUUGAUACAUGCAAAUGGAAGCGUCGAGUAUUUUGAUAAAUUCGAUCUUGAUGCUAAAGAGAAUUCAAAAUACCGCCUAAUACACACUAAGCAUACUCCCUUAGGUAAACCACAAAACGUUCAAAGCGAUAAGGUGCUUAAACCGCAACCACCUGCAUUGGUACCAACAAGUACCACUACACCUGCAUUGGUACCAAUAACUAGUGCUACACCUGCAUUGUUACCAACAAGUACCACCACACCUGCACCAAGUCAACUAGUAAACGGUGGAGUUUCUAAACCACUACCUUCUUCAAACGAAUGGGCAGAUGAUGAUAGUUCAUAUGUCAACCAACCAGCGGAUGAUAAAACAUCGCAGCUAUCACCUCUGUAUCGAAAACACCACGGUAUUGAUAACUAUUCAACAUCUCCACAUCCACAUGUGAAACUACCUGCGGAUGAUGAUGAUUCUAAACCAACCAUUUCGAGCGUAAACAAACCGCAGGAUGAUACCACUAAGCCACUGGUUUCGACAGAAAGUCAAUCAAGUGUAUCAGAAAGUAAAUCAGUAAGUGGGGAUCACCCAGAUAAAAAUGUGAAUAACAAAUCAACAACUUCUGAUGAUGGUUUGAUUUCUGAUGAUGUUAAACAACCUGACGAUGACAGUACUCCUAAACCACUGGUUUCUAAGGACGGUCAAUCAUCAAUCACUGAUGACUCAAAAUCAGUGGUCACCGGCGCAAAUCAAUCAGAUAAAAGCAAUAAUGACAAUAAUGACACAAAACCUUUACCUGAUAACGUGAAUCAACCAGAUGACGUUAGUACUCCUAAACCACUGCCUUCUCAUAACGAUAAACCGUCUUCAGGUGACAAUGAUGAUGAUUCAUCUUUGGCUCCAAAUGUACAGCAGCCUGAUGAUAAUAGCACUCCGAAACCAGGGGCUCCGAAGAAAACUUCAGUAGCAACUGUUGAUAAUUCGGAACAAGUUUCUUCAAAGGUCAACAAAUCAGACAAUAAUGAUAGUAACAAUUCACAGCCUCUGAAAGAAAAUCAACCAGUUAAUGAUGACUCAUCUUCAACUCCAAGUGUUGACCUACCUAAUGAUAGCACUCCCAAACCUCUAUCUCCAAAAGACAACCAAUCACCAAAUCAUGAUGAUUCAAAAUCAUUGUCGUCUGAUGACAAUAAAUCAGGUAACGGUGAUGACAAUAAGCCACAAAAACCUUCUGCAAAAGACAAUCAGCCAUCAGAUUCAUCUUCAACCUCAGAUAAGAAGGAUAAUCCAUCACCCAUUAUUCGUGAUGAUUUUAACUCAUCACCCUCAGAAGUGAUUCAACCACAUGAUGGUAGUGAUUCGAGUGCGAAUGAUAAAAAUCAAUCUUCACCAAAGAAUGACAGUCAAUCACCAAAUCUUGAUGAUUCCAACUCAUCGCUUUCAAACUUGGAUCAAUCAGAUGAUGAUAGCAAUUCUAAUGCGAAUGAAAAUUCAUCCAUAACUGACAACAGCCCAACUUCAACAACACCGUCUUCUGUUGUCUCUGAUCAAAAUACUUCACCAGCACCAGUGGUCCAAAGUACACCAAGUAACAAGGACGAUUCUGUAAGCUCUACAACUGCUUCAUCUGAUGUUACUACGCCAUCAGCAGACACUACUACAGAAGACGAAAUAAUUACAAUAUCACCAAUAGAACAAGCUACAGAUAAUGUGAGCGAUGCUCCAGCAACUACAACGACAAAGCCUACAUACACUCACCCUAGAUUUCAUAUUGGUACACCUAAAUCCGAUAAAAAGGAUAUUGCGCAAGAUGAUAAAACAGUAUCAUCGUCUGUUACGGACAAAAAGCAAAUUUCAACUCAAGAGUCUCAAAGCAGCACAGUUUCUCAGAGCGAUAGUACUAGUGACUCCAAUCAAAAUGUCAUCCAGAAGAACACUGAACAAGAACACAGCGAAAGUACCGUCAGUCAAACUCGGACCACGAAAAAUAACAGCAACACAGCUGUAGACAAUUCACUUACAAAUACUGAUGUUCCGGCCGAAAGUGAUGAUAAUUCGCCUGUCUCACCAUCGAUAAGAAUCGAUGUAAACACAGGUGACGAUGUAAACACUCCUCCUGGUGAUAAUUCAUUAGAAUCAGAACAGUCCGAGACUGAUGUUAAAAUAACUGUUAGCGCGGUCGAUGAUUCUGAAGACGAUAUCAUCGCCAUUACUAUCGAGGUCUCGGAAAGUGCAGGUGAUGCAGACAGAGAUGAUAAAUCGGUAGUGAUCAAGGUCAAAACAGACGAUAACGACAGUGCUGACUCUAAGACAUCGAACGCAAGUGAUUGUGAAAAGAACAAAACUAGCAAAGAUGAAAACACAAAUCAGAAUCUUGAAAUUGAUAUGGCAACUAUCGAAGGGGAACCAACAAUGUGGAUUAGAACAACCAACCAAGAUUUCGUUGAAAAGUUGGCGUCGAAGAAUGACACGCAAUUCGAUGUGAUAUACUUCUUCAACAUGAACCCUCAACCGACUAUCGAGAGAGAAAAGGUUACGACAAUACAUUGCAACGGCACCGUUGUCAUAGAAAAGACGGAGACUUCGUAUGCAAGUCAAGAUGAUAAAACACCAAAAAUCGUGAAGACGACGACGGUUUUGCAAAUCGAAGAUUAUAAACCAUGAGUGCUUUUAUUCACCUUUAUUAGAAAAUAAGUAUAUUUUUAUUUACUGUGUUUCUAUAUAUUAAGGGCUUUUUCAUAAUUUGUAUACAGAUGUGAUGAAAUUGCCAAUUACCUAUUAAACAAUGUCUAGCAAA
Molecule: messenger RNA, 4291 nt
Organism: Helicoverpa zea (corn earworm)
Lineage: Eukaryota; Metazoa; Arthropoda; Insecta; Lepidoptera; Noctuidae
Product: serine-rich adhesin for platelets-like
Exons: 8
Coding region: 40-4158 (1372 amino acids)
Source: RefSeq, a predicted model, not a curated record